Molecule: messenger RNA, 3489 nt
Organism: Neurospora tetraspora
Lineage: Eukaryota; Fungi; Ascomycota; Sordariomycetes; Sordariales; Sordariaceae
Exons: 3
Coding region: 1-3489 (1162 amino acids)
Source: RefSeq, a predicted model, not a curated record
AUGUCUUCGUCCCGCUCUUCUUCCUCUUCUUUCUCCUCCUCCUCCUCUCCCCUCGCCUCGCGCUCGCCCGACGACGGCACCAGCAGCAGCACUCCUCCCGUCCGCCCCCGUGUUGGCAGCUCCGGCAACGCCACACGCGACGACGGCAGCAGAAGCAGCAGCCGCAUUCCGGUACCCGUCCGCCUCCGCGCCCGCGCAGGCACCACCAGGACCCGACCCGGGCAGCUGGUCUCCUCGCCUUCGGGCUUCUUGGAACCGGUCCCGGAAGAGCCCCUCGAUGAUGGCAACAUCGAGGGUGCUGAUAGCGGGAAGGAUGCAUCUUCGGAUGCAUCGCUUCCUGAUACUUUGCACGAGACGACCAAUGCGGCUCUCGAUAGCUUCUUCGGGGUGGAUGAUGAAGAAGACCAGGAACAACACUUGGAGGAGGUUGUUUCCGGACUGUCCCCUUCUUCCUCUCUCCAGACCUCCAUGCAGGGCCCCGCCACAGCCCUUGCUCCCACUCAGCAGCAGGAGCAGCAGCCCCAGCAGCGCCGGGGGCCUUCGGGUCACCAGUCUGCUUGGGGUCCGGGACACCGCCGCAAGGCGGCUGUUUCGUCCUUCGCCCGAGUCGGCGACUCGAGCUCCUUUGGAGCUCGGGUCAAUGCCGAGGAGGGAGUCCGAGGGAUGAUGGAGACCCAUGCUCGCGUUGCCGACGAAUCCGUGUUGGGCCAGGUUGCCGAUGACAAGGCGACCGAAGACGUCCCGCGGGUGAAGGCAGCCCCUGCUGCGACGGUCGAGGUGUCCUACGAAAGUAGGGCGAAGACUGAUCCCACCGGUGGACUCGUUGCGAGGGAGUCGGCGGCCGAUGACAAGGUCGCUGACGAACUCCAGCGAGCGGUUUCCUCUGUUGCUACACCUCCAGGAUCCCAACUGGAUAGCAUGCCCGGUCCGGUCCGUAUUCGUACGACUACGGCGGGCGGACAGAACUUUGGGGCUGACGCUGCGGUUGGCACCCGUAGCCGAAGCACGACGACCGUGGCUGGCGAGCGGCCCCCCGAGGCCACCGCUUCCAGACCACUUCCCCCUCCUGUUCCUCGCCUGGACCCGGCGCGCCUGACGGCCAUGAGCCUCAGUGAAAAGCGCAGGAUCAAGGCCGAGCGAGCCCAAGGCUGUUCCCACGGCCUCAACUCCCCUCGGACGACUCCGGAUUUCGCCCCGCUCAGCUUGCCGGCGGUUACUGGCUUGAGCGGGUCCGUUGUCGAGGACAUUCCACCUGUCCCUCCUCUUCCCGCCAACCUCUCCCCAUCGGUAGUCCCAGCUGGUAGUAGGGUGGGUUUACCCCUCUACACCGGAAGAUUUGCCGCCCGUCCUGGCCCCCCACCGCCCAACAGGCCGCUUCCGCCCAUUCCGGGGCAAAGCACCGUGCCGUUGGGCACCCAGGUACAAGCAGGAGAGGUUGGUGGCGACGUGGAGUACGAGGGAGAUGUGGAGGAGAGCGACUACGAGGACUCCGACAGCAGGGAGUCGCAUCAUGGUGGUAGCCGCCCCCGGCUUUAUGCCCCGAGCUUGUCCACUAUCCGCGACAGCUCGCCGGUGCCACCUGCUUCUUCCGUGGCUGUCGCCUCGUCCAUGUCCUCUUCUUCACCGGGAACAGCUGACCGGUCCUUUAUCGCCUCGGACGAUGGGUCGUUUUUGCCUCGCGGCGAUUAUGACACUGGUGUCGCCCAGCGCCACAGAGAGGAGUCACCUGCCCACUUCCGGGGUAGUGAUGACACAACUCUCGUGGCGGCCGACAUCACCUUCGUCCAGAGCGACCGAAGACGCUGGGGGAUGGUUCCCCACAUGUUGGGUGAGGAGGUUCGGCUUCGGCUGGCUUCUUCCCCGACGCCAUCCUCUGCCGAUUCGGAAAGGACAGCUCGCCCGGCCCCGGGUGAGGAACAGGAGGAGUGUGUCGAGGAAGCUGGCUUCGCCAUCGACAACAGCGCCAUAGUCAACGACUUUGGCGAAAGUGUGCCCUCGCGGGAGGAGAGUCCGACUAUCCCGGGCUCUCUCGUGGAAGACCCGGCACACGGGUUGACCACCACACUGCCGCCAUUGCUCGCGGACCUUGAGCCGCUACCCCUUCGUCGUGCGCCAGCAGUGAGACGAGGCUCUCCAGUCAUCACCAGCCCACGCCCCCAGCCGCAGCCCGCACGCCCUGCCCUUUAUGUCUUCCCCCGCCCGCCGAUGGGUUUAGGUUUGCGUCCUGACGGUGGUUCAAGCACGCAGAGGCCUGGUGCAGCCUCUACGUCUGGUGAUGGUGGUCUCGUCUCUUCCGUUACCGUUGGUGUUCUCCCUCGCCCUCCUCAUGUUGCGAUGGCCAUGUCUUCGGGAGCCGGUUCUGUGGUCUCCGGUCCGGGUGGUGCGAUUCCUCCUGGUACGGUCUCUUCUGGCGUGGCCUCUCCUGGUGUGAGCAGCUCUGGUGCCGGGCUCGGCCGUGGUCUUCCGCGGUCGGUGACCCAAGCCAUUCCUCCUCCGCCGCCCGUGCCAGUUAGUUCGCCUCCUCGUGGUUUUGCCCGCUCCGUCACUCAGGCCCUCCCUCGCAUCGGUGGUGCCCUCGGCGGCAACUCUCGUUUUGGCACGCGAGCAGUGUCAGCGCCCAGGCCGAUGGGUGCCCCGACUGGCGACGAGGAUGAUCUGGAUGCAGAGCUUCGACAAAUUCUCUCGCGGACUCGAGACGGGUACCAGGACCAGCGAGCGGUCCUGCGCCCUGGCCUUCGUUUGAGGACGCAGACGUUGGGUACGUUUGGCCCAUCCACCAUUUCUGGUUCGACUCCCGACAUCACUUCGCCUCCCACGAGCUCUGGCAGGGGCAGCGGCUCCCGCCAACUCAGCGGGUCUUCAACUUUCGUUGGCUCUCCAACCUCGCCGGCGAUGAUGAGUUCGCCAACCCCGAUGACGCCGGGCUUUUCCAGUCCUUCCUUUGCUUCUGGUUCUGGUGGUCGUGGUCGUGGCCGUGGCCGUAGUUCACGUGGUUCGGGGUCGAGCGCGAGGUCUAGCCAGCCUCAACCUCCACCUCAACCUCGACCGCAACCUCAACUGGCUGUCGAGAUGCGCGAGAGAGGCCCUGCUCUUGUGACCGUGAGAGACGACGCAGAGGCCGAGAGAUCAAGCAACGAACCAGAAGAAGAGCCCAGGUCACAUUGGAGCUCAGACACUGAGGAUGAGCCUUCCGCGAUGGGGAGGAUGAGGAACGCCUUCAGCAGGCUGAGGACGAAAUCCCGGGGCAAUCUUCGCCGAGAAGCCUCCUCUUCCUUCUCGACAACCACCAGCUUGAGUCCCGUCUCCACCAGAGAUGGUCCCCCUCGCCUGCCGGAUAUUCCUCCUGUACCGCCGCUCCCUUCUAUUCCGGUGCCUCCAAUCCCUACCGAAGAUGACAACGAUGCAGCGAAUCAGGCGGGAUCACAGCGACGAAAGUUGAAUAAGAAGAAGUCUCCGGCUAACCUGUUUGGCAAGAAGAGAGAGGAUUAA